AUGAAAGUUGGUUUCAAAAGAUCGCAAGAUGUAGAACAUUGCUUGUCAUGGGCAUUUUUAAAACCAAUCGGUGUUAAUGGAAUGAAUAAUACUCAUAACAAAUUGCAAUUGCAACUCUAUAAACCUAAAACUGAUGUUAGAGAAACUGAAGGAAUACAUGUGUUUGAUUGGUGGUCAUCAACCAGAAGAAAAAAAUAUCCAGGGACACUAUAUUUUACCGUCAAAAGCAAACGUAGAAAAAAGUCGGAUUUAAAACCAGCAUCUGAAGAAAAACAGCAGGAACGGAGCAAAAGUCAUAAUGAUUUUAACAAACGAAAGAACCAGAAAAUUGCAAAAGAAGAACCAAGGACUUAUUCCUGGUCCAGAACUUUAGGUCAAGUAUGUAAAUUGCCUAAUUGUCGUUUGAUAAAAUUGCCUACCUUAGACAAGGGCAGUUUAUCAAUUCGCUUCAACCAUGCUGGUGAUUUAUUGGCAUGCGCAUGUGCUGAUACUUUCAAUAUAAAUGUAUACGAUAUUCCUGGAGGAACUUUCCGUUUUGAGCUUACUGGCCAUCAGGGUCUGGUGUACGACAUGUGCUGGACGCACAACGACAUGAAGCUACUCAGUGCAUCUUCUGAUAGAACGGUCUGCAUAUGGGAUAUGAUUGAAGGAAAUUUGUCUCAGUUACUAUCACAUCCAUCCUUUGUAUAUGCCUGCGACGUGACAGUAUCUUCUAGACUGGCAGUGUCUGGUUGCUUUGAUCGUAUAGUGCGAAUUUGGCAACUUGCUUUGGAUCCUAUGUCUUUUUCUGAACCGCCGUCGUAUGAAUUAUAUCAAGAACUACCAGAUGAGCAUAAAGGAUACAUCACUGCUGUUUGUUUUGGAUCGGACAGCAGGACUGUAUAUAGCGGUGAUAGCGCAGGCAUUAUCAACGAAUGGUCAAGAACUUCUGAAGACUUUUGGCAGUGGACCAGACAUAUGUGUCCGGAACUCAAUGCUGUGGUAAACCGUAUUUGUUUGCAUCCAUCCGGAGAACGUCUUCUGGUUCAUGUUCGAGAUAAUAUACUGCGGAUUAUACAUGUAGAAAGAGCUACUGUUGUCCGUUUAUUGAAAGGAGCUACAAAUUUUAGAAUACAAACAUCGGCAUGUUUUUCUCCUUGCGGCAAUUUGGUGUUAGGUGGCAGUGAGGAUGGUUUGGUGACCGUCUGGGACACCGAUAGUGGCCAUCGAAUAGCAGUUUACAAAUUUCCCUGGAUACCAGUGCAACAUGCAGACCAAGAAGAGAAUGAUGAACCUAUCACCGCCAUGGCAGCUGUAGAUUAUCAUCCGAAGGGUCAUGCAGCAGCAUUUUGCGCUUAUGGAUUCAGUACCAGCGUCUACGUGUGCAAAUAUGAUAGAAAUGCGGAUUCUAAUGUCAUUGGACUUACACUGUUCAAAGAAAUAUAA
Ctenocephalides felis (cat flea) is the source of this 1425-nucleotide messenger RNA. RefSeq names its product jouberin-like. Gene Ontology annotation, molecular function: protein binding. Gene Ontology annotation, biological process: motile cilium assembly. The record is from RefSeq and is a predicted model, not a curated record. NCBI's taxonomy places the organism in Eukaryota, Metazoa, Arthropoda, Insecta, Siphonaptera, Pulicidae. Gene Ontology annotation, cellular component: ciliary basal body. The transcript has 10 exons. The coding region runs from base 1 to 1425 and encodes 474 amino acids.